Prosopis cineraria is the source of this 933-nucleotide messenger RNA. RefSeq names its product F-box/FBD/LRR-repeat protein At3g52680-like. The record is from RefSeq and is a predicted model, not a curated record. The coding region runs from base 1 to 933 and encodes 310 amino acids. The transcript has 5 exons. Lineage: Eukaryota; Viridiplantae; Streptophyta; Magnoliopsida; Fabales; Fabaceae.
AUGGCUGAGAUAUUUUGGCUCAACUUUGUCAAUUGCAAAACUCUGACUAGUUUCUCUCUUUACAUGCUCGAGACUCUUGAAUUUCCUUCUCCAGUCUCCUUCUCCAAUCUAAAUAUGUUGGAACUAGAACGUGUUGCAUUUCCCAAUGAGCAUUCAACCCGAGAACUAUUUUCUGGUUGCCCUGUACUUGAGGUUUUGAACCUAGAGAGAUGUGAUUGGAGAAAUGUUAAAGCUGUUACUGUGGUAUCUCCAAAGCUUCAAUAUUUCACCAUGAUCGAAGAUGAAGAAGGAAUUGCAAACAACUUUAAUGGCUAUCAGCUUGUGAUUGUUGGUGAUAGUUUAAAAUACUUUCGUUAUGAAGGGGAAUUUCUAUUUGAUUUCAACAUUAUGAACUCUGAGCUACUGGAAAUGGUUCAUAUCAACAUUUAUUCAGCUAAGAAUAGUCCACAGCCUGUCAUCUAUCACUUCUUAUCACUUCUAAGAUACAUAACUGAGGUUCCAGAUCUGAAGCUUUUUAGUGCCUUGGGCCUUCUUGACAUGCCAAAACUAUUGAUUCAUAUGCCCACAGUUGUUGGUGCGGGAGGCUUGUCAAAGAUGCUCCAAAACAUUCCUUUCCUUGAAUCCCUUGUGUUUUUAGAGCAACAGAGGCAAACAUUUGAAUUUAUUAUUGAAAAGGGAAUAAAGAUGCCCUCAGAUCCAACUGAGCACGAAAUAUUGGACCCUGUGCCUCGAUGUUUCUUCAAGCAUUUGAAGAACAUUUUUCUAGGUAUAAUGCAUGGAGAUGCCAAGGAUAUGAUGGGAGUGAAGGUUUCAGUAAAAAAUGCAAAGGUCUUGGUAGAGAAGGCAAUUAAGUUUGGAAGGACUGUCAAUGAAGACAUAAAAAAACAAGUUCUGCAUGGAAUUACUGAAGCUGCCCGGAAGUUCAAGAGAUAG